AAAUGUGCUUCUACAAGGAUUUUCCACUGUGGCUUGGAAGAAAUGUUGUUUGCCGAAGUCUAAAGGUGGCCUUGGAAUUAAGCAUCUUCCAAAUCUGAACAAAGAUUUUCUGUUGAAAAAAUUCUGGGAUCUCUUUUCUUCUAAUUCCUUUGCAAGAACUUUCUUUAAGGGUCGUUUCUUUAAUGGAGUAGGGCUACCAUGUUCUUAUUAUAAACGCUCUUCUAUCUGGCCGGGAUUCAAGCCGCUUUAUGUUGAUAUACAGCUUCGAUCUAAAUGGAUUGUUGGAAGAGCCCCCUAAUAUUCAAGUUGCUCAAGCUUAUGAUUUGAAGCGAAUACAUCAUCCAAAGGUUCCAUGGGCUUCUUGGGUCUAGUCUUCCUCGUAUCGACCACGACACUCUGUUGUCCUUUGGAAAUUACUGCAUGUUCCCAAUUACAAUUGCUCUGGUGGGGCAUGAUUGGAGCUGUGGUCUAUGUAGUUUGGCAUGCUAGAAACGCAUUGAGGUUUCAAGACACUAUCAUCACAGCUGUAUCCAUCUUUCGCUCUGUCAAAGUUAAUACCGAUGGGGCAGCUCAAGGUACUCCUGGUUUAGCGGGGUUUGGUGGUAUUUUUUGCAAUCACUUAGGUCUUUACAUCGGUUGUUUUGCAGGUCCAAUGCGUUUAGCUUCAGAUCUGGAAGCAGAGCUCCUUACAAUCUACCUUGUUGUUUCUUCUGCUUGGAGGAAGGGCUGGUUUUCUCUUUGGAUUGAAUGUGAUUCAGCUUUAGCAAUUCACUUUCUAUCUUCUCCCCCUCCAGUGUACCUUGGCGAUUGGCAACUCAAUGGAGUAACUGCCAUGCUCUUCUUGAAAAAAUGCAGGUGUGAGUCUCCCAUAUUUAUAGGGAAGGUAAUCAAGUGGCCGACAAGUUGGACAAUAUCGGAGUUGAUAGUGUGGGUUUGCACUGGUGGGAUUCUUGCCACACUAAUGCAAUGGGUGCUUAUGGGCGAAACCUCUGUGGUCUACCAGAAUAUCGGCUUGUUUAAUGGUUGUUGAGGUGCUUGUUGUUGUAUGGAUUUCUAUCUCAUUGAUUCCUCCCGGUAAUGCAAACAUAUGCUUGUUUGCCUCCUUGUUUUGCUGCCAAUAUGUUCUUCACUGGGUUGAUUCUGCAGUUGGGUGGCCUUAUAAUUUAUUUGAGUGCUUCUGCUGCAUUAUUCUUCUUUUGCAGCUGUUGUUCUCUCCUUUUGGCUGCUGCAACAUUUUUCACAUCAUGCUGCAAGUGCUUA
Messenger RNA from Rosa chinensis, 1260 nucleotides. RefSeq lists its product as uncharacterized. The transcript has 5 exons. The record is from RefSeq and is a predicted model, not a curated record. Bases 353 to 1030 code for a protein of 225 amino acids. Gene Ontology annotation, molecular function: RNA-DNA hybrid ribonuclease activity; nucleic acid binding. Lineage: Eukaryota; Viridiplantae; Streptophyta; Magnoliopsida; Rosales; Rosaceae.